UUAGCACAAGGCUGUGAAUUCUUUGACUCUUUCUCGACAACACCUCUAUAUAUUUGUCCCUACCAUGGUGGCUUUCUAUCAUCGAAUUCCAAUUCCAACAACCACUUUAGCCUCACACAGUCAGUAACUAUUAGUAAAGCCACGCUUAGUUGACUUUAUACGAGAACAAUGGAGUUUGAUAUCCAAAUUGUAUCCACAGACAUCAUCAAACCCUCUUCACCAACCCCUGAUCACCUCCGCCAUUACACACUAUCUUUCAUUGAUCAAAUUAUGCCUCAAAUUUUCAUGCCCUUUGUUCUCUUUUAUCCUCAUGAUGCCAGUGCUAAUCUGAGCAAUGAAGAACUCCAUGACCAGCUUAAGAAAUCCUUAUCGGAGGUCUUAACACUAUUCUACCCACUAGCAGGACGGGUUAAGGAAAAGCUUUACGUUGAUUGCAACAAUGAAGGCGUUCACUAUGUGGAAGCCAAGGCCGAAUGCAAACUUUCCGAAUUCCUUGACGAUCUAAUCCCAGAUGAGCUCGAUAAGUUCCUUCCAUUUGAACUAGAUGCUGUCAAUGGACUAGCUAUAGCGGUCCAAGUUACACUCUUCAAUUGUGGUGGAAUGGUGGUCGGUCUGGUCUUCGAUCACAAGGUUAUGGACGCUUGCUCUUUCUUUUUUUUCCUCAAAAGUUGGGCUGCUACUGCUCAUGGUAGUAGCAGCAACAUAGCGACUCCUCGAUUCGAAUCUGUAAGGUUCUUCCCUCCCGAAAACAAAACUUACGCUUAUCCAAGUGCAGGAAAGGAAAAGAUUGUGGUAAAGAGAUUUGUGUUUGAUGCACCUGCAAUAGCGGAUCUUAGAGCCAAAUACAGCGCAAACAAGAAGAACAUUGAAAACCCACGCCCCACUCGCAUGGAGGCCUUAUCAACUUUCAUAUGGAGUCGCUUCCUUGCUGCAACUCAACAAGAAAAAGACCCCAAUAAGGUUUACGCAGCACUUCUUAUGGCAAACUUACGUACAAGAUUGGAUCCGCCUCUUUCAGAAUAUUAUUUUGGAAACAUUAGCGCAAACACAGUUGCUGUAUUCCCCUGGGACACUGAGGUUGGAUUUGAUGGCAUUGUUGUUCCAGUAAGAGAUGCCAUAAAGCAAGUUAACAUGAACUAUGUUAAAAUACUAAAAGAAAAUGGUGGCCAAACGACUUUUUCUCUGGAGAACUAUGAAAAAUUUAUUAGAGGAGAGGUGGUCUACUUGGCCUUCACCAGUUUGUGCAGGUUCCCUGUAUAUGAAGCAGAUUUUGGGUGGGGAGAGCCAGUAUGGGUAGGCUCGGCCAAAUUAUAUUACAAAAACCUAGUUACAUUCUUAGACACCAAGUCUGGGAAUGGAAUAGAGGCAUGGAUAAACUUGGAUGAGGAAGACAUGGCUAAAUUUGAAAUCGACAAGGAGCUUCUGGCAUAUGUUUCAUCGGCAUGAAAGUUUUUGCAUGACUGGUGGUUGAAAAUCAUAGACUAGCAAAAAAUUUCUUACUUUCGUAUUUGUGAAGUUGUGUGUGUGUUUUUUUUAAAUGUUUAUGGUGUGCAUGUAAAAAAUUUCGUGUAAUGAUGUGAAUGUAAAAAAAAAAAAAAAAAAGAUAAAUUAUAUUCUGUUGUUUUAAUCAA
This is a messenger RNA of Quercus robur (English oak), 1631 nucleotides long. RefSeq names its product stemmadenine O-acetyltransferase-like. The record is from RefSeq and is a predicted model, not a curated record. The transcript has a single exon. Lineage: Eukaryota; Viridiplantae; Streptophyta; Magnoliopsida; Fagales; Fagaceae. Bases 169 to 1446 code for a protein of 425 amino acids.